GUUUUGUGAUUCACAAGCAAACCCUAAUUUCGCCCCCAGAGAGAGAGAGGGAGAGGGAGAGGGAGAGGGAGAGAGCUUGAAGGUUCAUCAAUGGCGACCGAAGCAGUGCAGGCUGUUGAGUCCGUCCAAUGCUUCGGACGAAAGAAAACAGCAGUCGCAGUGACUUACUGCAAAAGAGGCCGAGGUCUCAUCAAGAUCAAUGGCUGUCCUAUCGAGCUUAUGAGCUCUGACAUCCUUCGUUACAAGGCUUAUGAACCUAUCUUAGUUCUUGGUCGCCAUCGGUUUGCAGGCGUCGACAUGAGGAUUAGGGUUAAGGGAGGAGGUCAAACCUCUCGCAUCUAUGCCAUUAGGCAGAGCAUUGCUAAGGCUCUGGUUGCUUUCUACCAGAAAUACGUUGACGAGCAAUCGAAGAAGGAAAUCAAAGAUCUGUUGGUGAGGUAUGAUCGGACCCUACUUGUUGCUGAUCCUCGUCGUUGUGAGCCUAAGAAAUUUGGAGGUCGUGGUGCUCGUGCUCGUUUUCAGAAGUCGUAUCGUUAGAGAGAGAAAUGGAGGAGAGAGAAUGCAUGGAGAACGCUGCAUUGUUUUGGUUCCUGUUAUCUAUUAUUGCUUUCUGAAGAGUAAUUUUUGUUUUAGGAUGGAUGUUAUUGGAUAUUAGUUGAAACUUGUUUUGUUUCUGACUAGGUUUUUGUACUGGGUGGCUGACAAACCUAGUUGAAUUUAGUGGUUUUUUAUUUUUGUUAUCAAGAAAUGUAUGGACUAUUCAUGAGUUUUUCAAAUUUCUUGUUUGGUUUACUUCUAAGAAAAUAUGAAUGGCCAUGUAGUGAAAUCUAGGUUAGGCUAUUGCAGUUCUUACUUUCUUUUCUGUUGUUUCGCCUAUUGAAAUGACCAUCUGAUGGACAUGGGGUGGAUUUAUAUUCGUUA
Amborella trichopoda is the source of this 921-nucleotide messenger RNA. Its product is annotated as small ribosomal subunit protein uS9. Gene Ontology annotation, molecular function: RNA binding; structural constituent of ribosome. The record is from RefSeq and is a predicted model, not a curated record. Gene Ontology annotation, cellular component: cytosolic small ribosomal subunit; ribosome. Gene Ontology annotation, biological process: maturation of SSU-rRNA from tricistronic rRNA transcript (SSU-rRNA, 5.8S rRNA, LSU-rRNA); translation. NCBI's taxonomy places the organism in Eukaryota, Viridiplantae, Streptophyta, Magnoliopsida, Amborellales, Amborellaceae.